This is a messenger RNA of Stegostoma tigrinum, 12456 nucleotides long. RefSeq names its product hepatocyte nuclear factor 1-beta. Gene Ontology annotation, cellular component: nucleus. NCBI's taxonomy places the organism in Eukaryota, Metazoa, Chordata, Chondrichthyes, Orectolobiformes, Stegostomatidae. Gene Ontology annotation, biological process: pancreas development; insulin secretion; liver development. Bases 3971 to 5824 code for a protein of 617 amino acids. Gene Ontology annotation, molecular function: DNA-binding transcription factor activity, RNA polymerase II-specific; RNA polymerase II cis-regulatory region sequence-specific DNA binding. The transcript is spliced from 11 exons. The record is from RefSeq and is a predicted model, not a curated record.
GACAUUUUAUCAGAUCCCUCCCCUCCGGCCUUCAGGCCAACUCGGCGUUUGUUGGAGCGAUCAACGUAGUUAGCUGCAAGGUCAAAAUGUUUAUUUGCAAGCUGCUCCCACUCUAAUAGUAACGGCGGGGAAAUAAAAACGUGAACAAAUAUGUUUAAGACACUAGUAUCCUUUACUGUAAAAUUUGACGGGCUCUCUGAAUCUCACGAUUAAUACAAUCGUUCAUUUUGUACAAAAGGCUGGAAAAACUCAGUUGUAGAGAGAACUUUUCGAGUUUAGAAUAAUUUCUUCAGAACGCAUUAAUUUUUUUCAUAAAAAUAUUCGAUGAUCACAUAUUUAAGGGCAUUAAAUAUUCGAGAUUUACGUUGUUUGAAUGCAUGUUUUUUUUCCAUGUGAGCUAUAGUAUGGUGGUGUGCUAACAUUCAGCACGCUCCCUCUGUGCUCUGUUUUAAUGACACCUGUACAACGUACACCGCCAGGCCUGCUCCAUAUAUUCAGAGCUUAAGAGCGAUUAAUUUCUUUGCUUACGUUGAGGGCUGGUGCAGAUUUGAAACAUGCGAUGGGGAAGGAUGGUUAAAACCCCAUUUCAUAUAUCACAGGCUCCACACUGAUGUACAGGACUGUAAUUCCACUUUCAAGACCUUAACCAUAAAACAGGACGCGUUCCUUUUACCGACAACGUUGGAGCAAUUUCGCCCCAGAGUGGCUCUUAGAUAGAUCCUGUCGUGGGCUCAGGUUCCUCAGCUCGGAGUAGGAAAUAUAAAAUAUAAAAGAUUUGUAUGGCCCGUGGUCCUAACCUUGUCGAAUCCAAAUAAACAUGUAGCCUUAAUAACAGGCCAGAUUCUCUCUCUCUCUCUGCCUUUGGUUUCGCUUCGCUGUUCGAAAGAAGACUUUCUCCGAAGGUUUAUUUAACAAGUGCCUACUGAGACCCCGUUUUCAUGUCAACAAAACCGUGCAGCCCCUCCCCUGCAGAAAUGGGCUGUGUAUACAAAAAAAGAUUUAUCCGCUAAUGUCGUCGAUUCGUCCCCAACUUUAUCGAUCGAUCUGUUUAUUGGGAAGGGGGAGAGGGGGGUAAACGGGUGUUCACAUUUUCAGUGAUUUUUAUGCGGGAAAUUUGUGAACACAUUAUUGUGAAGAACCUGCCACAGUUUCCGUUCAAUGUAAUUUUCAGGAUGCAAUUAACCAACUCAUUCAAUUACCACUUCAGAUUUAAAGUUUUUUAAAAAUUAAAAUACAGAAUCAGACGCCUUUUAAAUUUGGAAUGAUCACUGUCUGGGAGUUGAAUCAACUAAGGUAAAGUUUAUACUUUAAGAAGCUGAGAAAUUGGUUUUAACCGUGGCUGACGUUUCUGUCGGAGUGAUAAGGUAGGAGUGAAGAUUAUACUCCUUUCGGUUAACUAUGGACACUUUUAGCCAGCUUUCUGAGAGAUUAAAGCGGCCAUAUUGGGUAAAUGUGCAAUUCUAAACGUUUAGAAAUUGUCUACACUUAUACUUCUGCAUUAAGCUUCAUCCCUCAGUGAACAGUAAAGAUAUCGGACUGGAAAGUAAUUUACAAUUGCUCUGAACGGAAAGCAAACCAGAGUCUCUACUAACUGGGAAUUAAGCGAUGGACAGUACACACUCCAUAUUAUUGAGGAAAACAUUCGUUAGUAUCCUUCCAUUGGUAAAGACGUGCCCAGGUCAUUACGUAUAUUUCUUGCCCUGGUGAGAAAUGAUUUGUAUUUUUUUUGAUAAAUCUACUCAGUAUUCACUUUCGGGCCACCAGGAAAACAUCUAUUCUUUUAUUUUCGUUUUUAUUCCGCCAAGUGCUAUCGAUUUUUUUCUACCAAUGACGGAACAAGAUUUAAUUCAGUUUAUAAUUCCCAGGAUCAAACUGUUGACAAGAAAACACAAACAGAUUCAAAAAGAGAGCCCAUUGCUUUUGCGCGAUUUCAGUUUCACACUAACAGUCAGAACACAUUUCGCCUCCGGCCUGUUUGAAUGAGGGCUUAUUUUAGGGGCAAAACAUGGGCCACCCCCAGCAGCAUUGCACUCAAAUCUCAAUUUAUUAAUUUUUUUAAGCGAACAUCACGAGAAUAACCAGAAGUUGCCACGGAGAUCGGACUAGGAAAAUGUAGCUGCCAGAGGGUUUUUUUUGGGAGAGGGUAACUGUUCCCUGCUAGCCAAAAGGAGAGACAGAAUCUGACAUUGCUGCGUCUGGUAGCGACACAUAUUUAGGGGGUGGGGGUUGGUGAAGGGGUGUUGUCAGAAGGAGCUUUGGGGCAAUAAAACUGCAGUAAAGUGUCGCCCAGGACUUGUUGUGUCCUAGCGAGACAUUCGCGCCCUCCCGAAGGGAUAUUGUUUCAACAAUCCGUUUGAACUAUUACUCCCCAAAACAAAAUACCCAGAGUCGCUCAGUUCGUAAUUGUAGAUCCAUGCACUCUGUACAUAUGUAUAAUACGACGGUGUGUAGUAGUCGCUAUUUUAUUUUGAUGCUUUAAUUCCCAGAAACCAAAAUGGUCGAAAUGUUGAAAACAAAAAUGAACAAAAGAAAGUUCAUUUAUUUGAAACAAACGCAACACAUUUCCAGCUGGACUUGCCUGAAGUGAGGCUAAGGGAAAUUGUGCACGUGCUAACUCGACUUGAAAUCUUUGAAUAAUUCCAAACGAUAUAUCUUUUAAGCCUCAUUGCAGCACAUAGUAUAAUUCAAGAUUUGAAUUUAUCCUCUCCACCUCUCAAAAAUAAAUUGUAAAUCUGCAACCAUGAACUAAUCCUUCUGACAGUUUGGAAAGCUGGUGACUGACAGGAUCUCUCGAAGCCUGGGAGCAGACAGGCUACAAACAGUGAAACUGCUUCACCUUUCACAGAGUGAAGCGAAUACUCCAGUCCCUUGGAAUUAUGGUCAGCAGCUUGUCAGACCAUGGCAAAAAUCUACCAGAAAUAACUCAACAGUCAAAGGAUCCCAAUCUAAAUGAAACGAAAACAAUCAUGUUCAACAAGACUGUUCGAAACAAGUCAAAUUCAACCUCUCAGGCUCAUCAUUUCUUUGGGGGAAGGAGAGUGGAUUAUGUUACACAGGGUAGCGUGUUUGUUAGGAAUACCCUUAAUAUUACCAAUAGCCUUUACACAAUGCAAAGACCCAUCACCAAGCGCCUCAUUGACCAGCCGCUGUCCCUGUUCUAUUGCAUUUUCAUUUCAUCACCCUCCGAAAUCAGACCUUGGACUAAUUUACUCUGCAAUCGAUCGCUUGUCCCGUUCACAAUCGCGAAAACCCCAAUGAAUUUUUAGUUUAUUAAAGGCGAAAUUCAACGUUUCUGAGCUGAUGUGCGUGAGGGGCAGAGAGAGACAGAGAGAAAAAAGGUGAGCAAGUUUUCUUUUACCAUUUCUCCUCGUAUUUAAUGGCUGUCGGUCCUCUUUUUUUCUCGUUCCCCCAACCCCCACUCCCCCAGUUUUUAUAAAAAUACCCAAUUUCUCCGAUUCCGCUGGUAGUUUAAGCAGACUCUGGACUUUGCUGCAUGGCGCGGUCCAAAGUUCACGGUUUUGGAAAGGUGCGGAGCGAUAAAUAGAAGCGAAUUAAAGGUGGCACGUUCAAAUGUAAACACAAUGAGCCGGAGUUCACAUUGUGCCGGCUCCUCCAACGCACUCUGCUGCACUCCGUGGCGAUUUGCAUAUCGCUAAGACCUUUUUUUCUGCCCUCCCACAACCAGCAACCACCAACACACAUACACACACACACCCCCAACCCUACAGACUUCCGUCUAUUUGCAUAUUCUUAUAAUCUCUUCUCAAAGAAAGAUCAUGGCAGUUUAGGACAGUCUGCGGGAAACCGAUGAUCCACGCUCUCUUCUUGAAUAAUACUUUUUUUGAGUUUCGCAAGGCUGCGGAUCCGAUUGGUCUGUCUCUCUCUCUGUCUGUAUAUAUUCUCUUACACACACACACACACACACACACACACACACACACACAAAAAGCCCCUUUGAUUUAUUUGGAACAUGGUGUCCAAAUUGACAUCUCUCCAGCAAGAGCUGCUCAGCGCUUUACUAAGCUCCGGACUUUCCAAAGAUGUCUUGAUCCAGGCUCUCGAAGACCUGGAGCCCUCUCGUAGCUUCGAGGUGAAGCUGGAGAAUCUGCCCGUGUCCCCGCUCAAGAUGAACGGCUCGGUGGCGGCGGCGGCGGCGGCGGCGGACAGCAAAGCCGUUUUCCACAGCCUGGCCAACGGUCACAGCAAAGGCAAACUAUCCGGGGACGAAGCCUCCGAAGACGGUGACGAUUACGACACCCCCCCGAUCCUCAAGGAGCUGGAGUCCCUGAACACCGAGGAAGGAGCCGAGCAGAGGGCUGAGGUGGACAGGAUGCUCAGGGAGGACCCAUGGCGAGCAGCGAAGAUGAUCAAAGGUUACAUGCAGCAGCACAAUAUUCCACAAAGGGAAGUGGUGGAUGUGACAGGUCUCAAUCAAUCUCACCUCUCACAGCAUCUCAACAAAGGCACCCCAAUGAAAAAUCAAAAGCGGGCUGCUCUCUACACCUGGUAUGUUAGGAAGCAACAAGAGAUUCAGAGACAAUUCAACCAGACUAUCCAGAAUACUGGAAACAAUAUGACAGACAAAAGCAGGCCAGAUCAGCUGCUGUUUCUCUUUCCAGAGUUCAAUCAGCAAGACCAGGGGCAGGGCUCGGAGGUGGGCACUGAGCCUGCUAACAAGAAGAUGCGUCGCAACAGGUUUAAAUGGGGACCAGCAUCUCAGCAAAUAUUGUACCAGGCUUAUGAGAGGCAGAAGAACCCCAGCAAGGAGGAACGGGAGGCACUGGUAGAGGAGUGCAACAGAGCUGAAUGCAUACAACGUGGUGUCUCCCCUUCUAAAGCUCAUGGACUGGGAUCAAAUCUGGUUACAGAAGUCAGAGUGUAUAACUGGUUUGCCAAUCGAAGGAAAGAGGAAGCUUUCCGUCAGAAACUUGCCAUGGAUGCAUACAAUGUUCAGUCUCACAGCAUCAACCCAUUGCUGUCUCACAGCUCCCCGCACCACCCACAGCCGAACUCAUCCCCCUCGAGUAAGCACGGCCACUCGCUGCCCGGCGUCUUCCUUCAUGAAGGAAGUCAAGGUUCUCCUGGCUAUGAACAUCUCCACAACCAUCAGUGCCCCAACAUGGCCAGCUGGCAGGAGGUGCUACUCAGUCAGGGCGUGCGAUAUGGCCAGCAAGGGACCAGUGAAGUCUCCUCUUCCACAGCAAUCAGCCACCAUGGUAACAGCGCCAUGGUAACAAGCCAAACAGUUUUACAGCAAGUCUCGCCAGCAAACCUGGACCCAAGCCACAGUCUGCUGUCACCUGAUGGCAAGAUGAUCACCGCUACAGGUGGACCUCUGCCUCCAGUCAGCACAUUGACAAAUAUCCACAGCUUGUCACAACCUCCACAUCACAAUCACCAACAAACACAGAAUCUCAUCAUCAACCCCCUCUCUGGAGUUAUGGCGAUAGCACAAAGUAUAAGCACAUCCCAGGGGCAGAGUGUUCCUGUUAUUAACAGCGUGACAGCAGGUAGCCUGGCAGCUCUACAACCUGUGCAGUUUUCACAGCAACUUCACAGUCCGCAUCAGCAGCCAAUCAUGCAGCAGUCUCAGAGUCACAUGUCGCAGCAACCGUUCAUGGCCACAGUGACCCAGCUGCAGAACUCUCACAUGUACACACACAAGCCAGAUCCUCCUCAGUAUUCCCACACUACACGUUUUCCAUCAGCCAUGGUCGUCGCGGAUACGGGCAGCAUCAGUGCACUAGCGAGCAUGUCCUCCAGCAAGCAGGUUUUGAAAGGGCAAACAGUGACAGAUUGUCUCCACUGGUUGGUGAAUCGGUAACUAAAGGAAAUAAGCUCAGGAUUAUGACCAGAAGAACCAAGUGUCCUCUUCAAGCCUGGUGAUGCUCCACUCAUCUCCUCUCUUCUAAUCCUGGGAUAACAGCAUUAAGAAGAAAAACAAAAUGGCUGCCAAAAACCACCUUUCUGGUAUCAAGGGAGACCGGGGAGGGGGGAGGUUUCUAUGGAAAACCUCGCUGAGCCAGCCAGUACAUGGAACAAUUUUAUGGAGCUGUCCAAGACUGGCCUCCUCUGUAGCUAAAUUCUUUAGCAGACUGACAGAGAACACAUUGCAAAAGAGAAAAUCUGACCCAAACCGUACCUUGAAAUUCCUGCUGGAACAGUAUUUUCCCAUUCACCACUUGUGUCUUAUCUCAGAUUGUGCUCUGGCUUGCACAGGCCUCACGCAAGAACAAAAAUCGGGAAAGAAUUUUAAAGAAUUGGGGUUUGUCUUAGGAACUCACCUGCCCAGCAAAUUCUUUUUCUUUCUAGAAAAUUUACAGUCAUAACAAAACACCUUUUUAUCUGUUACUGGAAGUUUGAAGCAAGAACACUUUGUACAGUUUAAUCAAAUUCGAACUGUGAAUAUUAAAUGAAGGCAGAUUAUAGUUAAGUUCUAAAAAGGGACAGCCUAGAAAAUGAACAUAAAAAGCCUUGAUUGACCUGAUUAAGUGCACUUCCUGGGAUGGGCAACAUCUCCAAGGGAUGCGUUGGCUGCAAGUAAAAGUGCCAAAUGGACCUAGGCAUUGAACAAACGCAAAGAAGGAAACAGGGUUUCCCCAGCUGGUCUCCAGGGAUUUUGAAUGAUUUUGAAGUGAAUAGCCCCCUUUGAAGCUGGGAUGAAACCUAAUUGGUAUUCCUCGAAGCACAGCACUGCCUCAUAAUGAUGGCAGUGAUUUGACAGAAGGAGAAACAGAUUGAAUUCAAUCAACGUUGAACUUCUUAGUUUGCAAGGUGGCACACCUUUGCGGAAAAGGCAAUGACACGGGGAUUUGCAAUGAAAGCAAUUAUUGUGGAGGUUUGAUCAUCAUCCCAAAGCUUUGUCGGUCGAUCAUUCCAGAUCACAUUCACCAUUUUGGGGCUCCUGUUCAAUAUUGAUGUUUCCGAAAGGAAUGGGUGGAAAUUGUUCUGGUGUAUGGAUUAAUUAACUGGAAACCAGCCUAUUCGAUAUGUGGUAUCCAGUACUUUCUGCAAUUGUUUCAUAAUCACCGAUGACUGGUAGAUUUGGUGAUGAAUGCAGUCAAAUAUUUGUCCGUUUCCUAUGUACUUUAAAAUCCAAUAAUGCUGUCAACCAUUUCAUUCCCAUGAUGACAUUAGGUUCCACUUGCAAUACAGUGAACAGGUUUUAGACUUGAAUUCCCUCUUUAUCAGUCAUAACAUUGACCAACGCCCAGUUGAAUCCCGAAAUAACUCAGCUGGUAGACUGUUUUGCUUGUUUACUCUCCAUGAAGUAUAUUUUACCAUGAACUUUGCCACAGUAAAUUGGGGGAAAGACCAACAAUCAGAAAUGCAUUCAGAUUUAUUCUACUCUUUCUGAAUUUUCCCAGCACAGAUCGGAUCAUUUUCAGAAAGUUAUUUCAGGUGAAUGCAGCAUAGAAUGUUUGAAUGUGGCUGUUGCCAUUCAGCUGUAACAGAAAUGCAAGUGUUGGAAUGUGAAGUUGGUCUGAAUUUGGAUUUCGAUUCGAGUUCACAUUUUUGAUUCUGAUUUUGUCAUAAUUAGCACCCUGUUGAAAGCUGUACAAAACAAUUUUUCACAAUCAUCAAAGUCCUCAUGCACCCAAAGAAUAACAGUAGAAUUCAAUCCUUCCCUAAAAACAAAUCUACAAAUUUUUUGUCUGGCGAGAACCUUGUGGCGCAGAAGGUAUCACCACUGCCUCUGGUUCAAGUCUCAGUCCUGACCAUGGAAGAAAGGUUCACGAUUUGGUUCAAACAAAUUGAGAAUCAGCCAGCUAACCCUUUCAAACCUUCACCUUUGUCCUGCCAAAAGGGAAAAGAAGAGUGCACAGAGAUACAAAAUACACAAACCAUCUCUCCAGCUUGCAGGGACCCCUAGGAUGUUUUAAAAAUUCUACCAGUUUUUCUUUUCAGCUCCCCAGAUAAUGUGACUACAAGGAGUGGGAUCCCUUGCUGUUGACUGGAAAAGCUAAUGCUACCCACUAUAUCAAAGAACAGGAACAUUUCCAAUUGUCUGGAAAACAUGUGCAUCGUAGCAAAAGGUCACAUUCCACGUUUACCUUGCAGCUGAACAGGAUUACACUGACAUAACGUACAAGCUUUUUCAUCAAGUUGGGGAAGAAAGUUGUUAUAAAUGAUUGUUUCCAAAAGGUGUUAGAGAUCUCAAGUAGAAGACCUUCCUGAUCAGAAGGUCUUGAUUUCAAAGCCUUCAAAAAAACAGUCACUCUGAUACUCUGCCUCAUUUAGGCAGGAAUAGCCAAUGGACAGAAAGGUUGCAAAUUGUUGUGCUACGAUGCUAAAUCUUAAAAAGAACAAAAUACAAACAUGUUCUGACUUGCCUGCUUCGUUGUGUCCUUCAAGUUGGCUGGUUAAGGCCAGUCAUUAAAGGCUGUCCAUUGGCUAACAGAUAGUUAAAAUCAUUCCUCAUGCCCACUGACCAUGGCAGGAUCUACACUGACAAAUCAUCAACAUGACGGGGAGAAAUCACUGAAGAUGUUUGGGGACAAUAAACAGUGACUUGAAUGAUCCAGCUUCCACAGUUCCAUCUGAGAACCAUUCCCAUUUGUCUCCUCUUCUACUUCUGAAAACAUCAAAAUAAUACCAUCUUCACAUUUUGCCACUUGGUUUAAAAAGAAAUUGACAUUAAUAGAACAAAAACAGAAAUAGCUAGAAAAGCUCAGUAGGCCUGGCAGCAUCUGUGGAGACAAAUCAGAAUUAAUAUUUCGGCUCUAAUGUCAUUGGACCGGAAACCUUAACUUUGAUUUCUCUCCAAGAUACUUCCAGCAAUUUCUGUUUUAUUUCUGAUUUCCAGCAUGCCAUUCUUUCAGUUUUUAUUAAUGGAACAACUUGGGACAGUGAAGUCUUGGGCUACGUUUGAUCUAACAGUCAAACAAUUUUUAAGUGCCUUAAUGAGAACAUGUAAUCUCAGUGACAGCAUUCCUUACUUUCACCAGAAAAUUGAGAUAGAUGUUACCCUCCAGUCUCUUUGUUCUGUUUGUGGUAGCUGUGAACAGUAAAGUCAAAGGGGCUCACAGGUACCUUGAAAUGAUAAAAUUGAGGGUACAGUUGACUCAAAUGCCAGCAAUAGGCCAAUGAAAUCAGGACAGAGCUCAAGCCAAGCUCAAAGAUCUCCAGUCUAAAUAAAUUAAAACAAGCUUGCCAAAUCAUUGUUCUUCAUCAUUUACUGGGAGCUGCUACACAAUUUUAAUAUGCCUUCAUGUCAGAUGUAUCAGAUUCUGUCUGUAAUUGUCCUUUUUCUUUGAUUUCACCAUGGCGGUAAAAAUUGCACUUCCUCUAUGUGACAAGCUAACCCACUCUGUUGCAGAGGCUAAAAUACCAAAAAAGGUUUUAUUUUACCUUCAAGUUGUUAUACCGGCCAUUUCCCAAGUUUAACUGUGUAGGGAAAUGGUAAUUGCAGGAGAGCUGAAUAUUCCAAGGAAGCCUCUUUGAAUGAGGUGAGCUGACACAUAAAGUUAUUCCCAAUUUCCAGAUUAUUAUUUACACCAAUUGACAGGUUCAUUGCUGUAAGAUGACAGAAGGGGGCUGAUUUGUCAAUCAUGGGUUUCCAGCAUCACCCACCACCAGCCCUUCCUGGGAAAUUGCAGGCAAUCCUUAAUAAUGAAUAGACACCCAUAGGGAACAUAUCCUCAGUUUUCCAGUUUAUCUCUCCGAAAGUGAUACUCACUCCAGGGAGUAUAUAUUUGUCAGUUUCUGUUCUCAUCACUGGUAUUUUUACCUGUGUAUUCUGAGGAAUGUGUUCUGUGAUUAUAAUUAUAAUCAGGCUCUUUAGAGUACUCUGAUUGAAUACUUCAUGUUAUGUUUUUGCUGCUCCAAAGUGUAUUUACUCUCCACAGUUUUAGCUGUAGUUUUGCAAUCAUGUAUCAUGUCCAUUUUCUCACAGAAUUCAGUGCUUCUACAGUCAUUUAAUGAAUGUCACAGUGAGGAUUACUUUGUGCACAGUGGAGAGACGGAUAUCCCCAUAUCUAGUUGAGUUAAAUAUUAGUAGUUAUACAGUACUAUACUCAGAUUUUGAAAUGAAAUUUACAAAAAAUGGGCCGGUUUGGUUCUUUUUAACAUCUUCAGCUUUCGUCCUGUUGCUGUCCACUUUGUGUAAAUUACCUAUCCAGCAUUUCAGAGGGCUUUUACAUACUUUGUAAACUGUCAUAUCCAGCCUCAAUACAUUCAUCUUGCUUUGACAAAUUAUGAAUCUACUGUAAACUCUGGUGAUCAUUGCGCAAUGAUUUGAGAUGAUGUGCUACGUUGAAUGAAACAUGAAUCAUCAAGUCACUGCAUGUUUAAUAUAUUCACCCUGGUUCAACAGUGGUAUUUUACCAUUCGGCCAACGAUUCCUGCAAAUAGUCCAACAAGAAAUUCAAUUGUAAAUCAAAUGUGUUCUCCAUUAAACCCCUAUCCAGAAACUGUUUGCAUUGGCAAGCCAUUACACUGUGUUAGAUUAUAUUGCUAUUCUUGCAGUCAACCAUGCGCAUCCUUUUGUUUUAGUGGUAAGAAUGACACCCUUGCAUUUAAAUAGCACCUGUUGUGCCUUAGGACAUGAGCAAUGCCUGGUAAUCAACAGGCAUGGCAGCCAAUUUGUGCACAGUAAGAUUCCAUAACAAGCCGUAAACGAACGACUUAAUAAUCUUCAGUCUCUGCACACUGCGAUGAACUGCAUGCCACCGCUAGUCACAUUGUUACAUCUGUUGUUUAAGCCGCUCCCUGAACUCCUUAACUGAUUUUACAUCUUCUAACCUGUAAUUCAUUCUCCUGUUAUCUGCAAUUCUACAUCCUGCUUCUUUCUCUGAUAAACAAGCACAGCUCAAGAAAUGUUCAGUCUGUUUGAUUCUGUGCAGAUCUUUUAAACGAUUAACAUUUUAAUUCACCUUUAGAUUUUGUUUAUACCAUCUAUAACUGAUACCAUUGAAUAUGGAUUCACCUCACCAACAUGAGAUUUUCCUUUUCGUGAAGAACCACAGUCCUGCAUUCCUGGAUUUCUAGGUCUAGCAUUUAAAUACUUGUCUCACUAAAUAAUUGUACCACAGGCUGAGAAAAUUGAUGGUCUAAAAUUGUGAGUAUUGUUCCAAAGUAAGCAAAUACUGUAGGUUUACAAUAACUGUUUGAUAGUUCUUAACGUGAAAUGUUUCCCCUUGUGACCCUGAAUAUAUAUGUGGUAUACUUCACAGCAACAAAAUGGCUCUUUUGUUGUUUAUUAUCUCCUUUCAAUCUCAUUAAUUCUCCCUCUCAAUCCUUAUCAUCUAUAUAGAGUCACAGAGUCAUACAGCACGGAAACAGACCCUUCAGUCCUGGCUGACCAUAAUCUCAAUCAAAACUAGUCCCACCUGCCUGCGCUUGGCCCGUAUCCUUCCAAAUAUUCCUCAUUCAUGUAAUUAUCCAAAUGUCUUUUAAAAAUUGCAAUUGUACACAAAUCUGCCGUUUCCUCUGGAUGUUCAUUCCACACACAAACACCUUGAAUUAAAAUACUUACCAAGAAACUGUAAAGAGGCUAGGCUCCCUGGAUUAGAAAAGGAUUGGGGAUGUUCCCCUCAUCUCUUUUUUAAAUCUUUCUAUUCUCACUUUAAAAAUAUUCCCACUAGUCUUGAACUUUCCCGCCCUAGGGAAAAGACACAUUAUCUAUGGCCCUCACAAUUUUCGACAACUCAACCUCGCAUGCUCCAAUGAAGAAAGUUCCCAGCCCACCCAGCCUCUCCUUAUAACUCUAACCCACCAUUCCCAGCAACAUCCUGGAAAAUCUCUAUUGAACCUCUUGCUGUCUCAGUCUAUGUCUCUCCCCCUUUAGUUAUCUCUUGACAAUCAUUUCUUUUUCCUAUCUUCUCCCCCUGAUUUUCUUUGUCCCAAACUCCCUUGGACCCACCGCCCCUUCUCUCCUCUCCCUCUGGACAUUCAUUUGACAAAACAGUGUUAUUGAAACUUCCCAGAAUUUUAGAUAAAAAUGUAUAAUUAUUGAAAACAUUGAUUAUAUCUUACAAUUGGUGUAUUUUACUGCUUUGUAACUUUUCUAAUGUCCAAUACACAGUAUUAAUUUACGUUAUUGCUGGAGAUUCUCGGUCAAACUGAAUUUUUCAAAAAAAGUUAUAGUAAAAUAAUUCUUAUUUUGUAAUAUACAAAAUUGUUCAUCAUGAAGAUGUGUAACAUUUUAGUAAUCUCAGUUCCAGCUGAUUUCAAUGGUACUUGCCAUUUUAUGUACACUUGCAGGCAACAGGUCACAGGGACCCAGCAGCAGAGACAGUCCGGCCUUUGAUAUAGUUUUGUCUGUUGAUGUUUGGCAAUUUAUUUACUGCCGAGGACAUAGAGGAAUUCUGACCUUUUUAUCUAGAAGAAAAAGUGCCGUUAGAAUUGAUUUGUUUCAAUGUAUUAUUUUUGUAAAAAUGCAAAUCCAGUCUUUUAAAAAUCAUAUUUAUACUUAAUGUUUAAAGUAAACAUUGAAAAUAAACAAUGUUAAUGACA